Molecule: messenger RNA, 939 nt
Organism: Numida meleagris (helmeted guineafowl)
Lineage: Eukaryota; Metazoa; Chordata; Aves; Galliformes; Numididae
Gene: DMAC2L
Product: ATP synthase, H+ transporting, mitochondrial Fo complex subunit s (factor B)
Exons: 5
Coding region: 156-755 (199 amino acids)
Source: RefSeq, a predicted model, not a curated record
GCCCGGCACACCCCGUACCUAGCUGCCGCUCCUUCUCCAGCACGGCGAAGCCGAGCGCGGGGUGCCUCAGGACGAGCUGCCGGGCGGCGGCCAGCCCCACGAUCCCCGCACCGACCACCGCCACGUCGAAGGUGCUACAAAAACAAGGGGCGCCGAUGCUGUUGGGAAAACUCGCGCAGCCGGCGCGCAGCCUGGGCGAGCGGCUGUCCCCGGGCGCUUGCAGACACUUCUGGGGCUGGCUGAACGCCGUGUUCAACAAGGUGGACUAUGAGCGCAUACAGGCUGUUGGGCCCGACAGGGCAGCUUCAGAGUGGCUGCUGCGGUGCGGAGCAUUGGUGCGCUAUCAAGGCUAUGAGAAAUGGCAGCAGGACUACAACGGGCUCCCGACUGGGCCCUUAGGGAAAUACAAGAUAGAAGCAAUUAAUGCCACUGAGUCUUGCAUCAUGCACAGAGGAUUUGACUACUUGGAGGGUCUUGAACAUGUUACUGAAAUCAAGCUGCAGAAGUGUAUUUAUGUACAGGAUGAGUGUCUGCAGAGGCUCAGUGAGACUAAGAACCUACAGAAGAGUCUCCAGCAGCUGAAGAUCAUUUCCUGUGGGAAUGUAACAGAUAAAGGCAUCAUUGCACUUCACAAGCUGACGAACCUUGAAUAUUUGUAUCUGAGUGACCUUCCUGGAAUAAGACAGAAAGAAACUACUGCUCGUGUCCUUCAGCAGGCACUGCCAAACCUAGAGCUGGAGCUGGAUCUGGACUAAAUGCAAUUCCACGUAAUUGAGGGGUAUUGGAUUUCACCACAUAUUUAUCACAUGUUGCAUAAAUUAAGUUGUGGAUGCUGCUGUAUUUACAGGUAUGGAAUUAAACCCAGAUCUCACAAUCCACCUUUAAAAGCCGUAUGCAGUCUUUGAACAAAUUAUGCAAUUAAAUUUCAUUAAGCUUCAA